UGUUCUGCCAUUGUUCCUGUUGUGCGAGCGCAGGCCCGCUGUGAUUUGGUAGCCGCUGCAGCAGGAGGAAGGACCGCGGGUCUACCGUUCUAUCGUUUUAGUUUCCAUUCGACAUUCAUAUAGGUAGCUUAUUGUAGUCGCCAUCAGCGAUCGUCGAGUGUACUCUACUCGUGUUCUAUGAUAAUUACGUCGGUGUGUGAUCAACCGCCAUUUUAACCGCACGUUUUCCCUGACAGAAGCGCUAGCACAACAAUGGCUCUGAAAAGAAUCCACAAGGAGUUGAACGACUUCGCACGGGAUCCUCCAGCCCAGUGUUCUGCUGGACCAGUAGGAGAUGACAGUUUUCACUGGCAAGCCACAAUAAUGGGGCCUAAUGACAGUCCUUACCAAGGCGGGGUUUUCUUCUUGACCAUCCACUUCCCCACAGACUACCCCUUCAAACCACCAAAGGUUGCAUUUACCACAAGAAUCUACCAUCCAAAUAUCAACAGCAACGGCAGCAUUUGUCUGGACAUCCUGCGAUCACAGUGGUCUCCGGCUCUCACCAUCUCCAAAGUUCUUCUGUCCAUCUGCUCUCUGCUGUGCGACCCAAACCCGGAUGACCCCUUAGUACCCGAGAUCGCCCGUAUCUACAAGACGGACAGGGAAAAGUACAACAAAAUAGCCCGGGAAUGGACACAAAAGUAUGCAAUGUAGUGUUGGUGGCGCAAAAUCAUGGCCAAGCAGCUCUACUGCAACAGUUUGGGGAGCUUGAGAUGUAAAGAGAAAACAAACAAAAACAAAACAAAAAAAACACAUACAAAUGAAAAG
This is a messenger RNA of Syngnathoides biaculeatus (alligator pipefish), 810 nucleotides long. RefSeq names its product ubiquitin-conjugating enzyme E2D 2 (UBC4/5 homolog, yeast) (gene ube2d2). Gene Ontology annotation, molecular function: ubiquitin conjugating enzyme activity. Gene Ontology annotation, biological process: protein K48-linked ubiquitination; ubiquitin-dependent protein catabolic process. Bases 253 to 696 code for a protein of 147 amino acids. The transcript is spliced from 7 exons. The record is from RefSeq and is a predicted model, not a curated record. NCBI's taxonomy places the organism in Eukaryota, Metazoa, Chordata, Actinopteri, Syngnathiformes, Syngnathidae. Gene Ontology annotation, cellular component: nucleus.